UUUCUAUUUUUCAAGUUUAUUUGUGGUAAUUUUUUUUGUGCAUCUGGUAUUUUAUGAAAAACAUUAGCAAGAUGACUGAAAAAAUGGAGGAGGGUGAAGUCAUGGUGAUUGACGAACUCGAGAUAAAAGAAAUGACGGAUAGCCAGCAGCAAUUUUGCUUGCGUUGGAACAACUUUCAAGCAAAUAUAACAAGUCAGUUUGAGGCAUUACGAGAUGACGAGGAUUUUGUGGAUGUUACAUUUGCCUGUGAUGGAAGAAGACUUCAGGCACACAAGGUCGUACUUUCGGCCUGUAGCCCAUACUUCAAGGAGUUGUUCAAGACAAAUCCAUGUAAACAUCCGAUAAUAUUUAUGCGUGAUGUUGAAUUUGAACAUCUUCAGUCAUUGCUAGAAUUCAUGUAUGCAGGUGAAGUCAAUAUAUCACAAGCUGAAUUAUCAAUAUUUUUACGUACUGCUGAAUCAUUACAAAUUCGUGGAUUAACGGAUUCACAAAAUAAUCAACAAAACAAUGAAAAGAAUGUAAAAACAAACAAUAUUCAUCCUCCAAAUGGACGUGGUUUAUCACCGACAUUUGAUGAUGAACGUAGUAAAAGUCCACCAGCAUCAUCAAGUCCACCACCAUUGAAAAGGCUGUGUAAAAAAAGUGAUUCACCUAAAAAUUCUAGUCCAGUACCAGUAACAGUACCAUCUACAACAAAUACACCACGUAAUCGUCUUGUAACUGAGCCGCAAGUACAGCUUGAUUACAAGGAUGUCGACAUUGUUGAGCCAAAAGUUGAGCUACCUGAGUAUGGAAGUGAUGAAGAUUAUUCUCCAAAGCAAGAAUUAAAUCCAAUUGCUCGAGGAUUUUUGAGUUUGGAUGGAGGUAUGGAGGUUCUUCCAGCUUAUCAAUCGUCCUAUCAAAGCAGUGCAGUUGAAGGUGGAAUACCUGGACCAUCACAUGGCAAUACUGAACCAAGCCAAGAACAAGGACGAAGAGUUAGACGUGGAAGGCCACGUCUUGGUAACAAGGGUGUUAGACAUCUUGGACAUGGUGGUUCACCCUCAAACAAUGAAUGGAUUUCAGGACCACUUGACAUGAGCACAACACCACCAUCAAUGCCAGCUUUUCGUGGUUUUGAAGAUUCAUCAUCUGAAGGAAUUGUACAUUUGGGUGAAGGUAUACAAGUAUGUGAGGAACAACUGAGAGCAGUAAAAUGGAGUGACUAUCGUAAAUUAACUCGUGGCCUUGCAGCAAUACUAUUUAGUCCAACAGAGCUUGCAACAUGUUCUGUAACAGGUCAACGAUGGAGUCGUGCUGGUACAGCAACUGAAAGACCUGUCAAACCAGCACUUGAUCGUGCCAAAGUUCAAGCAAUCAUAUCUUAUGUUACGUCGCGGUUUCCAGCAGUGGAUGUCAGUAGUGUUAAACAAGUUUUGGCUUACAAAUGCAAAGAAAAUUCAACGGCCCUUAAGAUGAAGUCAAUACGAUAUAUUUGUGAGAGACCGGAUACGGAUAUGUCACCACGUGGUGAGUCUGAGGAUAAGUGAGUGACGGCAUGGGGUGCUCGAAGGGUGCAGCCCAUCACCCUCAUGUUACGCCGUUUCUUUCUGCACCCUCAGCACCAUUAUCGACGUUGGUGCACAAGCCCUAGGGUGGCACAUAGAAAUUAUCGUCAUCAAUACCAUCAUCGUCAUCAACAACGUUAUUACACGACUUUGCACAUUGGCCUUGUGUUCAGGAACGUAAAUAAAAAAUUAUAUCUUUAAAUAAUAAUAAUAAUAAUAAUGAUAAUAAUAAUAGUAAUAUUUUAAAACAAAAAAAAUAUUAUUAUUAAAAAAAAAAAAAACAAAUAAAACCAAAAUGAAAUAUUUCAUACUUUCAACAACCAACAGAUAAUAUUUUUCACAAAAUGAAAAAUAUAUAAUUAAUCAUUUAAAUUUAAAUGAUUUUUUUUUUUUUUCCAUAAUAUCAGGUUAAUUAAAUCCCCCGCAUCUAGCUGUACUAUAUUUCGUUUUUCAUAACAAAAAAGAGUAAAAUAAUGAAAAAGAAAAAAAGAAAUUGUUUGAAUAGAAAAAAAAGUAGUAACAAAAAAGAUGAAAAAGAGAGAAACAAAAUAAAGUGGUUAAAGUGAAUAAAAAUCGAGGGAUUAUAAUUCUUCAAGGUACAUAAGAAAUAGCGAAGGAAAAAUAUUUUUUAUUUUAUUUUCUUUCUCAAUUAGUCGAAGAAAAAAAAAAUAAAAGUUUCGAAAAAACUUUAUUUUUCUCUCGUGGUUUAAAUUAUUAUGCAAAUUUUUUUUUGUUAUUUAUUUCAAUUUUAAUAAUUAAAAGUAUUUAUUGACAGUUCUAUUGAACAAUGUUUACUUAAAUUUAUUGCUGAUAUAAUUGUUAUAAAUUUAAAAAAUGAAAAAAUAUAAAAAUUUAUGAAUUACAUAUAUUUUAUUGAGUUAUAGUUUGAAUCUUUUAUAAAAAUCGUUGUUGAAAGUAUUGAAAGAAAAAUAAUAAAUUUUGCAAUAUUAAAUAAAAAUUUUAAAAAAUAAUAAAUAUUAUAAAAAUCAUGGUGACGGGGAUAGGGCUAGAGGGAGUUUAAAAACAAUUUUUUUUAAUUUUUUUUUUUUUUUGUCCUCGGGUGUUGAUUGAAGACCGUGGGACCAGAGGAACGCGCGUAGAUAAGAGGCUGUGAAAAAAAAAUAACACACACAAACACAUACAUAAAUACACUUACACACGAUUAGAAAAAAAAAAUAUAAAUAAAUGAAAAAAAAAAUAAAAAAAAACGCAAGAAAAAAUAACUCUGAAGAGAAAAAGAUUAAGUAGGAAAAAAAAAAUUCAUACCACCGCGAUCGAGACAAAACAUAAACAAUAAAAAUUUAUAAAAAAAAAAAUAUUCAAAAAUUGAACUUAAGAGAGUUAAAUUCUUUUACGAUAUAAUAAUAUUAUAAAAGAAAAAAAUUUCAAGUCCAAAGGGUGAGAAAUAAGUAGCUACAAAAUAGGGGUUGGAAAAAAAAAUAACAAGAAAUUGAAUUAUCGAUUGUUAUGUGACCUUUUCCAACAAUUUUUUUGUGAUAAAUUGUCUCACUGUUUGCCCACUUAAAAUCCAACAUAGCCAUGAAAAAAUAAACCUUUAAAAAUUGCCUAAAAAAAUUGAAAAAAAAAUAUAUAUAAAAUGAUUAAAAAAACAUGUUAAACACUGAACCAUAAUUAAACAUUUCUAAUCGAUAAAAAAAUUACUCGUUCGCGUGGAGAAAUUGGCUUGGCUGUGAGCGCAAAUAAAAUUUGAAAAAAAAAAUACAAAAAAUGUCGAGUGACUAAAAAAAAAAAAAUCAAGGGUCUUGCAAUGGCGUAAAAAAAAAAACUAAAAAAAGAAAAAACCCAAAAAAAAAAAAGUCUAAUAAAUAAAUAAAUAAAUAAGGAAAAAAAAAAAGAAAAUUUAAUAAUAAUAAAUAGGACGAAAAGGGUCAGGAAGAAGUUAUACAGUAACAUGCAAAAAAAAAAAAAAAAAAAAAAGAAAAGUAGAUGUAGGAUUGGCCACCAGUCUUUCCGGGAUACAAGGGUAGGUUUCACAUAUAGAUACGCCUAAAAAAAAUAAAUAUAUAUAUAAAUAAAUAAAAAAAAUAUAUAAAAAAAAAUAUAUAUAAAAUUAUAUAAAUAAAAAAUAGUAGAAAAUAAUAAAAUAAUAACAAAGAUUAAUAAAGAAACGUGAUCGUGAAGUCUUAAGAUCGUGGGAUUUUAAAAAUAUUUAUUUAUUAAAUCAACGAAUAAAUAAUUUGUUGAUUGUUAAUAAAUAAAUUGAGUCAUCGAUUAAAUAUAAUAUAUUAAAAAUAUAUAAAAAAAUUAAUUAUUAAAUGAGUUUAUUAAUUUUAUUGAUUAAUAUUUAAUUAUAAAAUAAUAGAUGAUGAUUAUAAUAUUUGUUGAAUUAUCAUAUGUUAUUAUAAUACACUUGAUGAUAUUUAAUAAUAUAUUUAGUGUAUUUAUUUGUUGAUUUUUUUUUAUUUUUAAUUUUUUUCUUAUUGACAUGUUUAUUUUUAUUUUUUUCUGCUAUCGAGGCAUCUGGCGUUAUUGGUUUUCAUAAAAUUGUAGAUAAAAUUUUUUUAAAACAAUGGCUUAGUUUAUCUUUGAAGAUAAAUUGUUUUUUUUAUUUUUGUAUUGGCUUUGUAAAUUUUCUUUGAGAAAAAAUAGGGGUAUGAUUUGCAUUCAACGUUUUUUUUAACUGUAAAAAAAAAUUGGAUAUACGUUUGUCCGAACAAAGCUGUGAUUCGAUUGGUAAAAGAAAAUGAAUAAACAAAAAAAAAAAUUCGAGUUGAUCGCAUGAAUAUUCAGGAAAGAAAAGAGUUUCAAAAGCAAAAUGGAUUUCACAAUGUUUGUCCAUCGGAAUCGAAUCUGAAACUAAAUUAUUUCAUUUUUUUUUUAUUAUUUAUUAUUAAACUUAAAAUCCGAGAAUAGUUUUAUUUUUUGACUUUAAUAUUCACAAAGUUUUAAAUUGCCAUUUUGUUUAAUCAAAUAUUCAAGAAAAUUAAUAUCUAUUAUCCAAGAUUUUUCUUGAAAAUUAAAUUUCUUUUUUUUAUUAAAAAAGUUUCAAGAUUUUGGAUAAUUAAUUUACUUUUUCAAAUCAAUUUAUAUUUUAUUUAUAUAUUUUUUUUCGUUAUUCUUGAUUUUACAUCAAUUUAUUUUGGGUUUUUUAAAUUUUAUUUUUCUUUAAAGAAUCAGUGCAUCAAUUAAAUAAAUAAUCGUAAAAAUAUAAAAAGAAAAUCAAGCCAACUAAAUGACCUCGAUCGUAUUGAAAAGAAAAAAAAAUAUCAUGAAUCAAUAUCUCGUGUUUCAAAAUUAAUAAAAAUAGUUAACAAUAAUUAUUAUUUUUUGAGCUAAAGGUAUUUGUGAUUGACCGUGGUUUUUGAAAAUGCGAAAACCACUAGAAAAAAGAAAUAUAUAUAUAUAUACCAAGCGCCUAACCAUGAAUUAAUUUAUACAUAAACAUAAAAUGAAUAAUUGAUUGUUUAACUUAGACACAUGAGUGAGGUGUAGAAAAAGAAAAAAAAAAAUUAUAUAAUUAACUAAUAAUAAAUAAUAAAAGAACAAAAAAUAAUGAUAGAAAAAAUAAAUAAAUAAAAAAACAACACAGAGAUGACUGUGAUCCUCAAGAUAAUUGAUAAACAAUAUUAAUAAAUUUAUAAAAAAAUUAUUACUUGUCAAUAUUCUUGAGACUCUCUAGCCGAAAAGAAAAAAAAAUAAUAUACUUACAAAUAUGAAAUAUAUAUAUACUAUAAUAAUAAUUUACAAAUACCAAAAUAGUUUACCAACGAAGCAAAUCAAGCAAAGAGAAUAAAUAGAAAAACAUAUACAAAAAAUAAUGAUAAAAAAAAAAAGGGAAAGAAAAAAUAUUAAAAAAACUUAAAAAAAAACGAAAAAAAUGAAAAAAAAAAACAUAGGAAAAAUUAAUAAUGAGUGCAUGGAAGUGUUUAUUUGUGUGAAUUAGAUUUUAGUUAAGGUGAUAACGGGGUAAUUUACACACGAAACGAAAUAUAAUCAUCGAAAAUAAUUAUAAUUAAAAUUACAAAAAAAAAAGAUUUGUCAUUUAAACGGAAAUAAAUUUUUUUUUUGAUUCGUAAAUGAAAUUUCACUUGACACGAUAACAUAUAUACUCCAUGCCUUAUAAUUAGCUGAUAAUUAAAUCACCCAUGUGAAUUUUUUAAGUAGAAAAAUUGCCUAGUUUUCAGUUAAUAUGAAUUUUAUUAAAAUUAAAUAAAUUCAUGUAAAUUAAAUUAAUAAAAAAUCACAAUUUUCUUGUUUUUAAAAUUAUAAAUAUUUUAAUUUUCAAUGAUAAAAUAGCAAUAAUAUAUUAAUUUUCAUUUUGAUUUUUUCCAUAAAAUCGUAUAAAUUUGAUUUAAUUUCAUGUUUAACUGAAAACUUGUCGGUAAUGUUAUGAAAAAAAAAUGUUUUUUGUUUGAAAUAAAUUAAUUAAAAAUAGCCUAAAUAAAGUCCAGUUCUUCAAUCAUCAUCAAAAAAAAAACUCAUUAUUUCUUUAUAGAAAAAAUUGGAUAAUAAAAUUUCUCAAAAUACUCGAUGAAUAUAUAUUUUAAAAAAAUUUAUAUACCAACAUUGAGUUACUCUAAAUUUGAAUAAAAAUUAAAUUUCAAAAAUUAAAUUAAUCAAUAAAUAAUGAAAAUAUUAAUUUUAUAGAAAAAAAAAUUGUUUAAAUAUUUUAUGAUGAUUGCAGAUUAUUCUGGCACUGAUGAAUAAAAAUAAAAAAAAAACCCCGUAGAAAUUAAGUAGUCAAUGCGUAUUUGUAAUUUUAGAUAAAAUGGAAAUUUAAAGAAAAUAUAUAUAUAUAAAUAAUAAUAAUAAUAAUAAUAACAAUAAUAAUAAGAUUUAUUAAAUUUUUAUUUAAAAAAAAAAAUAUUAAAUCGAUAAAGAAAAAUAAACAAAACUGUACACUUGCAGGCAAAAUAAAAUGAAAAUUAAUUUACAUAUUAAACAAUCGAGGAAAAAGGGAAUGAGAGUCAAAUUUAUAAUAGAAAAUUUUUCUAGCCAUUGUUUAUGAUGAAAACGAAAAAAAAAAAUUAACAAAAAAUAAUAACAAUUUUAUUUUUCUGUAGCAUUAUUAUUAUUUUAUUAUUAUUAUAAUUAUUUAAAUUUUAAUAAAUCGAUGUUAAUCCUUACCUCGGUCUCGACCAAGUCAUUAUUGCGAUGAACAAUAAUUAUUCAUGAAAAAAAAAAUAACAAAUGUUUUUUCCAUAUGAAAAUUAAUGUUACGUAUAUUUAUAGUCGUUGAUAGACAAUCCAAUAAUUAAAAUUGGAUUGCGACAGUGAUAACAGAAUAGCAGUGUGAUAGUUACCGAAAGAUAGAGAAAAAAUAUGCAAAAAAAAACGUGAUAAUAAUAGUGUUUUAUUAUUAUAUUAAUAUAUUAAUUAUUAAUGAUAUUUAAUAUUCUUUUUCUUCUUCUUCUUUUAAAGAUAGUAGGAUUUCGUCGAGACCUUGAUAUUAUUUUUUUGUUUAUUUUUAAUUUACGAGGUUUUUUUUUUUUGUUAUUGGAUAAUUGUAAUUAUUUUUUUUCUUUUCUCUUUUCAUCAACCUGUUUUCCUUUUCAAAUUUAAUUCCAUCAUGUUUUACAUUAAUUAUAUGUAUACUCAAAUUAUUAUUAUUGUUAUUAUAUAAAUAUUAAUUUAUAUCGAUGGAAAAUAAUAUAUUUUAUGUUUAUUUUUAAUAAAUCUAUUUUUUGUUCUCGUCAAUUUUUAUUAUUAUUGUUUUUAUUAUUUUAUUUUUUAUUUUAUUUUUGCAGGACACAAUUGCUUAUUGAAAAAUUCUAUUUCCUUGUAAUUUUUUUUUUUUUUUCUUUUUUUUUCUAAUGCUCAGGGAAAUAUCUGAUUGUGGAAAUCAAUUUUUAUUUUUUUUUUUAUAUAUAUUUUGUUUUAUUGAAAAAAAUUAUUUUAAUUAAUUUUGAAUUAGCUGAUUCUUUUUUUUUUUUAUUGUAUUUUAUUAUUGUCGUUCUAUUGAGAAAAUGUCAAAUGGAUUUUUAUUUCAGUUAAAAUCAUGCAGCUGGAAAAAAUUGAUAACAGAAAUUAUAAAAAUUGUUGAAUGAAACAAGUUUAUAGUUGCCGGAUAAUUAAAAGUUUGUGAUGUAUUAUAUUUCAUGAGGAAAAUACUGAAUUUAAUAAAAAAAAUAAUAGUAUUGAUAAAAAAACAUCACCAAUUAUUGAUAAAGAAAAAAAUAAAGAAGGCCAAAGAAAAAUAAAAACUCAACCUUGGUCGAAACGGAAAUAUUAAAAUUUGAAUCGAACAAUAUUCAUAGAUCAACAACUUUUUCUAUUAUUAAAUUAUCAAAAUAUUAAAAAGAUUAUUUGAAAAACCCAAUUCAAACAAAAAAUAAUUGUACAUUACAUAUUAACUAAAAAAAAAAGACAACAAGUUUAAUUGACUUACUUAGUUUCUUUUUUUUUUUACAAGAAAUUUUGAGAACUUUUGUUUAUUUUGGCUAAAUAAUAAAACUACCAAGUUGUAUUAUUUGAAAAUAAAAUACAACAAUGUAAAUAAAUUCAUAUUGUUCAGACAUAGAACAAUAUGAGUUUAUGUUUAUUGUUUACUUUUAAUUCUAAUAUUUGUGCUUCAAAAAAUUAUCGAGUUUAGAGUUAAACGAGUUAUUUAAUCAUGAUUUAUGAAUUAUUAUGAAGAAAGCCAAGCUUAUGGGUAAAAGACAUAAAAUUUUGCUGAACAAAAGCUUGUAUUACGUUAUGCUAGGUCAAUAAACGUAAAUUUUCCUUUGAAAUUAUUCCACACUCAUUAUCCAGCCAUUUAUGAUGCAAAACAGUAUUUCUCAAAGUACACAACAAUUUUCGACAAAAAAAAAAUAAAUAUUAUUUUUUUUCACUGUUAUUUUACACAGUAUAUUUAUUAACAAUUAUGAUAGAUAAAAACAUGUAAAAUUUGCAUAUUAAAACAUCGAAUUACCGAGGAAAAAAUUCAUACUCACUGAGUGUAUUUUUUAUUUUACGGUAAAAAAAAAUAUUGAAUACUUGAAAUAUCUUUAUGAAAAAAAUUAAUAAAAAAAAUAUAACAUUACAAGCAAUAUAUUUUACAGCUUUUGAUAUUUUAAUUUGUAAAAAAUAUAAGCACUGGUUAUAAUUAAAAAAUAUAAACACAAAUACCGAGAUGGAUCAUCAAUCUUGACAGUCAAGUGUUUUCAAAUUUAAUGAGAAAACGAGGAUAAAAACAAACAAUUUAAUAAAAAAAAAAAAAAUAAUGAGAAAAAAAAAUCCAUAUAGAGCAAAGGUUGAAUCGAUUUCUACGAUUGGACAAUUCAUCAGAUAUGUCGAGAGUUUAUCACUUAGCUAUUUCAGUAAAAAAAAUCAACAAAAAAUUCACUAUCAACAGAGUUGUGUGUUAAAUUAAGUCAAAAAAAAAAAACUCAAUUAAUUAAAAAAUUACUAAAAUUAAAAAAAAAAAAAAACUAACUGUUGGUUUUUGUUUCUAAAAGUUAAUUAAACAAUUAUUCAUUUCUUUCGAUUGAAAUAUUUAUAAAAGAAAGAAAAUAAAAAUUUAAUAAAACAUGAUUUAUUAUUUUGAAAAAAAAUUAUAACAAUGUUGUUUUUUGCAAUAAUAAAUAAAAAUAAUUUUAAAUUUGUCAAAUUUUAUAUUCACAUAUAAAAUGCAAUUUUAAAUUGGGUUUCCGUUUCUAUAUAAAUCCAUUUGAUUUGUAAAAUAAAAAAAAUAUAUAUUUUAUAAUAAAAGCUUCUCGUCUUGUGUAUGAAAAUCGAAAAAUCGAAAAAUGAAAAAUAAUAAAAAAAAUCGAUUUCCGUUGUUUUAUUUAUUUAUUUUUUUUGACAGUGAAUAUCAAUGGGAAGUUGGAGGGUUGUUAGGGGAAGAUAAGGGGAAGAUAAGGGGUAGAGGUAAAUUGCAACACGACAAGUAGAAAAGAAAAAAAAAAUAUACAAGUAAAUCUGAGUUUGAAUUUUCCAUUAGAAUAUUGCUUUAAAAUACAAUUGAGACAAUAACGUGUUAAAUAAAUUGCUAGAUGGCUCUCCCACACAAACAUGAUACAAAAAAAAAAUACCCGACAAUUUUAUAAUCUCAAAAAAUAUUUUAUUUUGCUGCAAUAUUCUAAUGGGAAAAAUGUUUACUCGUCGUGAAUGAAUAACUUUCAUUUCCUUUUUCCAAUUUUACGAAUAAAAAAAAUUUUAAAACGCAAAAUAUAUAACGAGUUUUAUAUGAUUAAUUUUUUUACUCGAAAAUUGCAGAUACAGUUUUGUUGAGAUAUAUAUUAACAAAAAUUUUAAAAA
This is a messenger RNA of Aphidius gifuensis, 9749 nucleotides long. RefSeq names its product broad-complex core protein isoforms 1/2/3/4/5-like. The transcript has 10 exons. The coding region runs from base 54 to 1529 and encodes 491 amino acids. Gene Ontology annotation, biological process: regulation of transcription by RNA polymerase II. Gene Ontology annotation, cellular component: nucleus. The record is from RefSeq and is a predicted model, not a curated record. Gene Ontology annotation, molecular function: DNA binding; protein binding. Lineage: Eukaryota; Metazoa; Arthropoda; Insecta; Hymenoptera; Braconidae.